Messenger RNA from Dissoconium aciculare CBS 342.82, 2976 nucleotides. Its product is annotated as 116 kda u5 small nuclear ribonucleo protein-like protein component. The coding region runs from base 1 to 2976 and encodes 991 amino acids. NCBI's taxonomy places the organism in Eukaryota, Fungi, Ascomycota, Dothideomycetes, Mycosphaerellales, Dissoconiaceae. Gene Ontology annotation, biological process: mRNA splicing, via spliceosome. The transcript has a single exon. The record is from RefSeq and is a predicted model, not a curated record. Gene Ontology annotation, molecular function: U5 snRNA binding; translation elongation factor activity; GTP binding. Gene Ontology annotation, cellular component: cytosol; U4/U6 x U5 tri-snRNP complex; U2-type catalytic step 2 spliceosome.
AUGGAUGACCUUUACGACGAGUUCGGAAAUUACAUCGGGGAGCCGGAAGAGGAGAGUGAAGAUGAACCGACCAACAAUGCCUUUGACGGUGCUCGGUAUCUCGAGGAUGAAGACGCAGAUGAGAGCGCGCCGACAGGGCAGGAGCUCAUGGAUCUCGACGAGGAUGGACCAUCAAAUGCAGUAGUACUGCACCAGGAUAAACAAUAUUACCCCACAGCGCAGCAGGUGUAUGGACCAGGCGUCGAGACGCUCGUUCAAGAGGAAGAUACACAAGGAUUGGAUCAACCUAUUGUGGCGCCGAUUGACAACAAAAAGUUCACCGUUGAGGAAGAGGAUCUGCCAUCCGUCUUCUUCGACCGAAGAUAUCUUUCGGAUAUGAUGAACUUCCCAAACCAAGUGAGGAACAUCGCACUCUGUGGUCACUUGCAUCACGGCAAGACCAGUAUCAUGGAUAUGCUCGUAGCUCAGACCCACGAUCUGUCAUCGUACUCGCGAGGGAAGACUGGAAAGGCAAAGGACGAACAGCUUCGUUACACAGAUACCCACAUCCUGGAACGGGAACGGGAGAUGUCAGUCAAGGCGAGCCCGAUGAGCCUAGUGUUGGAGGAUACGAGAGGCAAAAGUCACGCCUUACAUAUCAUCGACACACCAGGACAUGUGAAUUUCGCGGACGAAGUUGCGGCAUCGAUGCGACUUGUGGAUGGCGUGGUUCUCGUCGUCGACGUGGUGGAGGGGGUUCAAACUCAGACAGAGAUGAUCAUCAAGCACGCGAUUCUCGCUGAUCUCCCUCUGACGCUUCUGAUCAACAAAAUGGACAGGCUCAUCCUCGAAUUAAAGUUACCUCCUGCUGAUGCCUACUUCAAACUCAAGCAUGUGGUGGAGCAAGUGAACACCACAAUCGAGGAUACCGUGCCUGGUAGGGGAGAGAAGUAUCGAGUGUCGCCAGAGAAAGGCAAUGUGGCUUUCGCUUGCAGCAGCAUGGAAUGGUGUUUCACACUCCCUAGCUUUGCUGCCAUGUACGCGGAACACUUUCCUGUAAACUCACCCGAAAAACCAUUAGACACAUACGAAUUCAGCAGGAGAUUAUGGGGCGAUAUCUUUUUCAAUCCCCGCUCAAGAAAAUUCUCGCGGCGACCGAACGAAGAUGCCGCCAGGCGAAGUUUUGUCCAUUUUGUCCUCGAGCCGAUUUACAAACUCUAUUCACACACUCUGUCAGAUUCACCCGAAGCCCUUAAGAAAGCUCUCGGCCGACUCGGCAUCAUUUUGAAGCCCGCUCAGCUGAAGAGUAACGCAAAAGACCUUUUGAAGUUGGUUUGCAGGCAAUACUUCGGUAAUGCCACCGGCCUUGUCGAGAUGGUUGUCAAGCACAUUCCUUCUCCUGCUGAAGGUGCUCAGCAGAAGCUGGAAGCCCAUUACACUGGCCCGCUGGACUCGAAGACGGCAAAGGCGAUGCUCGACUGUGACGCUGAUGGCCCACUUGUCAUUCAUGUGACGAAGCUCUUCAACACCCAAGACGCUAAGGGCUUCUAUGGCUUCGGACGCGUGAUGAGCGGAACUGUGAAGCCAGGAGAUCGAGUUCGAGUACUCGGUGAAAAUUACAGCAUUGAUGACGAGGAAGACAUGGUCAACGCGACUGUGGACAAUGUAUGGAUUGCAGAAAGUCGAUAUAAUGUCCCAGUCUCCGGCGUUCCUGCAGGCAAUCUUGUAUUGCUCGGUGGCAUUGACGCUUCAAUUAUGAAGAGCGCCACGGUCGUGGCUCCCAAGCUUUCUGAUGACGAACCUGCCUACAUUUUCAAGCCUAUUACGCACUUCUUCGAAAGCGUCAUGAAAAUCGCCGUGGAGCCCAUCAACCCUUCAGAAUUGCCGAAAAUGCUCGACGGACUACGCAAGAUCAACAAGUCAUAUCCUCUAAUAACGACCAAGGUCGAAGAAAGUGGCGAGCACGUUGUUUUAGGGACAGGUGAGCUGUACAUGGACUGCGUGCUUCACGAUCUUCGCCGUCUAUACGCACAGAUGGAGAUCAAAGUCUCCGAUCCGGUCACGCGGUUUUGCGAGACAUGUGUGGAUCAGAGUGCCAUGAAAUGUUACGCAUUAACACCCAACAAAAAGAACAAAAUCACCAUCGUAGCCGAACCAUUGGACGAAGGAAUCGCGCAAGACAUCGAGUCCGGAAAAGUCAGCAUCAAAGACCCUGUGCGCAAAGUCGGCAAAUUCUUCGAAGAGAACUACGGCUACGACAUCCUGGCCAGCCGCAACCUCUGGGCCUUCGGACCGGACGACAAUAGCCCCAAUAUACUCCAGAACGACACCUUGCCCUCCGAUGUCGACCAGAAACUCCUGCGCAGCGUCAAAGACAGCAUCCGCCAGGGCUUCGCCUGGGGCACGCGCGAGGGCCCCCUCUGCGAGGAACCCAUCCGCAACGUCAAAUUUAAAAUCACCGACAUCGACCUCGCCGCCGAACCUAUCUACCGUGCCGGUGGCCAGCUCAUCCCGACCGCCCGCCGGGCUUGCUAUUCCUCCUUCCUCAUGGCCGGACCGCGGCUCAUGGAGCCCGUGUACUCCUGCACCAUGCUCGGCAACGCGAAAGCCGUGUCAUCGCUGUACACAGUCCUCGCGCGUCGCCGCGGCCAUGUCCUCAGCGACGCGCCAAUCGCGGGAACCCCCCUGUAUUCCGUGCGUGGCUUAAUCCCCGUCAUUGACAGUUUCGGCUUCGAGACCGAUCUGCGGAUCCACACGCAGGGCCAAGCGACGGUUUCGUUGGUCUUUGAUCGUUGGAGUGUCGUACCAGGCGAUCCUUUGGAUAAAAACAUCAAGCUGAGGCCGUUGGAGCCGGCUUCGGCAUCGGCAACGGCGAGAGACUUCGUGCUCAAGACGAGGAGGAGAAAGGGUCUCAGUGAGGAUGUCACCGUUAGCAAAUAUGUCGAGCCGGAACUCAUGAAGCAGUUGAGGGAGGCGGGCAUGCUCGAUGGUGCGUGA